AUGCUCAGCUCCAUUUUAGCGCUAAAAUCCUUCCAAUUGUAUUGUCUCCAUCUCCACACGGUUCCGAUAUGGUUUCCACUGUUGACCGAUCGGAGAUAGCUUUCUUUGAUCUGGAAACAACUAUUCCGACCCGUGUUGGACAGGGGUAUGCCAUUUUGGAAUUUGGGUCGAUAUUAGUUUGUCCUAGGAAGCUUAUUGAGCUGGAGAGCUACGAUACGCUAGUUAGACCACAUGAUCUGUCCCUCAUUUCAACCUUAUCCACUCGCGCCAACGGUAUCAGCGCUGACGCCGUCGUCUCCGCCCCCGCCUUCUCCGACAUCGCCGAUAGGGUCUACGACAUCUUACAUGGAAGAGUUUGGGCGGGUCACAAUAUAUUGAGGUUUGAUUGUGUGAGGUUGAGGGAGGCGUAUGCACAGAUUAAUAGACCGCCACCGGAACCCAAAGGAACCAUUGAUUCAUUGGCUUUGUUAACGCAGAGAUUUGGGAGGAGAGCCGGUGAUAUGAAGAUGGCCACUCUGGCGGCUUAUUUUGGGCUUGGACGGCAAAGUCACCGGAGUUUAGACGACGUUCGACUGAAUCUUGAAGUUCUCAAGUACUGUGCAACAGUUCUUUUCUUGGAGUCAAGCCUACCAGAUAUAUUCACAGAAAACAAUUGGGCUUCUCUGAAUUCUACUACAAGUUAUCGUUGUAAUGGCAAAUCCACUCUAGAGGGGACAGGAUCGACAACUAGUCCACUCUCGUCUAGCAGAAACAUCGAAAACCCUACAUUACCUCUAAAUCCAACUUUUUCAGUAGUCAUUCCAGAGGAACAGAUUCCAAAUCUAGUUGAAUCUGGUAGUGCUCGAUUUGACCCUUUUCAGAUGGGCCAAUUUGUAGACGAAAUGGAGAAGGAAUCCCUUCAAUCGAAUGAAGCCAUGGUGGAAGAAUCAUCUACCACCACUCUAUCUGAUGCUGUCAGCAAUCGCACUGAAUUCAUAGAGCCUGAUGAAGUAUCCAUAGCUUCAAUCACUGUAGCCGUUUCCCCCCUUUUUCAUGGGUACCAGAGGAUGCAAAUGCUUCACAGAGAUAUCCCGAUGCAGAUUCGUUGUGAUCGGAUGUUGAUAUGGUUUGGAUUAAGCACAAAAUUUGUGGAUCGGCUAAGUUUUGUGGUCGAUGCAAACUCUUCAAAUCUAUGUGGUGUACUUGAUGCAUGUGAUGAUAUUGCCAAGAGAUUUGUGGAUCCGGAUAGGAACUCAGAAUGGAGACCUGUUGUGAGCAGAAAGCCUGGCUUUUACAACUCGCCCACCGUUAGAUUGCACUUACCCACUGUAGCAGGAGAUACCACAAGAUGGAUCACAGAGAUAUACCAUCAACAAUCAUCAUUAUUGCCACCCACCCAAUUGUUUGUUUCCGGUAACUAUGAUGUGGCAGAACUCGACGCCUUGUUUCGUCCAGGUUUCGUUGUGGAUGCUUACUUCUCUUUAGAUCCAUAUAAUUAUCAACAGAAUGCCGGAAUACGUUUAGUGGCCAAGAAGUUGAUUGUUCAUACUAACUGAAAGGUUUUCGUGCAUACCUUUCUUGUAGCUGAUUUUAGCUGACAGUUAGAAGGAAUACUUCAUUUAAUACUUGUAAAAAUGGUAAACUAAAUGUAGGGUUUCAAUUGAUUUAUGUCAACUUAUAUAUAUAUAUGUUUGUUUUUCUCAUUUAUAUUAAAU
This is a messenger RNA of Cynara cardunculus var. scolymus (artichoke), 1694 nucleotides long. RefSeq names its product protein NEN1. The record is from RefSeq and is a predicted model, not a curated record. The transcript is spliced from 6 exons. NCBI's taxonomy places the organism in Eukaryota, Viridiplantae, Streptophyta, Magnoliopsida, Asterales, Asteraceae. Gene Ontology annotation, molecular function: 3'-5' exonuclease activity; nucleic acid binding. Bases 69 to 1535 code for a protein of 488 amino acids.